AUGGCGCAGCAAGAGGAUCUCUGCGCGCUACAGCGACGAAACUACAUGCAGCGACACAAUCAAAGGCUAGCUCUUGGUCCUUUCAAUCCGCAUUGGACAGGUCGAGGCCAGCCCUGGUAUACCCAUACCACGCCGGCCAGCCACGUUACAACCAUAUCCUUGCAUGAUGAGGUUGCCUUGAUAGACUGCGAAAAUUGGCACAUGACGUCUCUUGCACCGAACGUUGACGACCACUCGACUCUGACGAUCUCCGAAGACAUUGUUACUCCACCCUGA
Molecule: messenger RNA, 276 nt
Organism: Parastagonospora nodorum SN15
Lineage: Eukaryota; Fungi; Ascomycota; Dothideomycetes; Pleosporales; Phaeosphaeriaceae
Exons: 2
Coding region: 1-276 (91 amino acids)
Source: RefSeq, a predicted model, not a curated record